ACCGUCUGCAACUCAGAGCAGAGCAGAGACUCCCGCGAGACCAGCACAGGACCAUGAAGGGACUUCUGCUAAGCCUGGGGCUGUUGGCUGCAUGCGCCUUCUCUGCGAUGGCCGAGGUGCCCGUUCAGCCCGACUUCCAGGAAGACAAAAUUCUCGGGAGGUGGUACAGCAUCGGCCUGGCCUCCAACUCCAAGUGGUUCCAAGCCAACAAAGACAAGUUAAAGAUGUGCACGACGACCAUCACGCCCGCCGCCGACGGGGACCUCCAGGUCGUAGCCACGUUUCCCAAGAUGGAUCGCUGUGAGCAGAAGACAAUGAGCUACACGAAGACCGAGCAGCCGGGGCGAUUCCUGUCCAGAGGCUACGGAGGCGAAAGUCUCAUCACCAUCGUCGAGACAAAUUACCAGGAAUAUAUUCUGAUGCAUGCCAGGAAAACGAAAGGCGCCGAGGUGAACACCAUCGUGUCCAUGUUCGGGAGAGGGAAGGAGCUGCCCCCGAACCGGCUGCAGGAAUUCCACCAAUUCUGUCUGGAUCAGGGUCUGUCCCAGGACAACAUCCUCAUCCUGCCCCAGACCGAUAAGUGCAUGACCGAGGAGUAAGCGGCGUCGUUCCUCUACCUGUCCACUGGGUGGCGCUGCUCCUGGGGAUUCGCUCGGCUCCUGAGCCAGGCUGUGCAAUCAAUAAAAAAAUGUAGCCCUCAAA
This is a messenger RNA of Spea bombifrons (plains spadefoot toad), 702 nucleotides long. RefSeq names its product lipocalin-like. The coding region runs from base 54 to 599 and encodes 181 amino acids. NCBI's taxonomy places the organism in Eukaryota, Metazoa, Chordata, Amphibia, Anura, Pelobatidae. The record is from RefSeq and is a predicted model, not a curated record. Gene Ontology annotation, molecular function: small molecule binding. The transcript is spliced from 7 exons.